This is a messenger RNA of Parathielavia appendiculata, 1012 nucleotides long. RefSeq lists its product as uncharacterized. The coding region runs from base 74 to 688 and encodes 204 amino acids. The record is from RefSeq and is a predicted model, not a curated record. The transcript has a single exon. Lineage: Eukaryota; Fungi; Ascomycota; Sordariomycetes; Sordariales; Chaetomiaceae.
CAAGAGUACAGAUGCUACUAGCGGAGCAGCGAUUCACUCUUGCUUCCCAUACAUUAGAGGGGUACCGGCUCGUAUGUCUACCGGUGUGAAGUAUAUUGUCUGUAUUCUCUGCAGCCCCGAUGUGCUUUGCGGACCCCAGUAUCGCAACUUUGUCCUGGACGUGGUGAAGGCGGUGUCACUCUCUUUGAUAGGCCCAUCGGUACCGUCCUCAUCAAAAGCAGGAACCCCAUCUGCAAAGAAGAUUUGGCGCCCCACACGAGUCUUAGCACUCGGAGCAGGGGUCAGAGUUUCCCAAUCCCUCCGUCCCGCAAUUCAAGAACCUCACUUUUUUCCUUCGCGCGGUCCCGGGUUAACUCCACAGCCCGCCGUUCCUACUUCCACCUUUCCCCCCACCCUUCUUGACAGCCCCUGGGUGCGUUGCUGUCUGCGCAGCGCCUUCCACAACCCAGCUUUAAAACCUCGCAUCGCCGCGUCCGUCCGCCCGUCCUCUCGCUUCGAAGCUCCGGUGACGGUCUCAGUUCAAGCCCAGUCGCGCAAUGGCUGCAAACGCGACAAGCUCGCCAUUGGCGACCAUCAGAUUUGGGGCCGCGAACGUGGCGCCCCAGCUCGAGCAUGUCGUCGACUAUGUCUCCAACGCGAGCGCCUGGACCAUCAUUGCGACCGUCCUCGCGGUUCUCGUUGCCUAUGAUCAGUGUAAGUUGGCUGUGGUUCAGACCCGCAACCCCUGGCAAGAUCCGCUGACAGGUUGCGCUCGCAGUCGUGUAUCUCUGGAACAAGGGAUCGAUCGAGGGGCCGGCGUGGAAGAUGCCCUUCAUUGGGCCAUUCCUUCAGUCGGUGAACCCGAAGUUCGAGGAGUACUAUGCAAAGUGGGUGAGCGGCCCGCUCAGCUGCGUCUCGGUCUUUCACAAGUAGGCCACCCUCUGGUCCAAACGGAAAUGAUCCUCUCUGCAGCCCCCUCGGGUCCUGACACACGAUUUCGCCCAGGUUCGUCGUCAUCGCCUCAACCCGUGAU